UAAUCUUAUGAAUUUUUCCACUUCUUAACAAACUUUUGGUGAUUUGUAACUUCGUACUUAAUUUUCCUACCAUUUCUGCUAAAACACCCAUGGUCAAAUUGUCAUUGGAAGAUCAACAAAACAUCUUCGAAAAUUUAAGUACGUCAUCAAAUUAUUGACAAUAGGAUUUGGAAAUAUCUACUUUUUCAUAAAGCAAAGAAUUUUUUACAACUCUGUUAAGAUUACAAAGGCAUUUUGCGAAAAAACAUUGCUCAUAAUUCGGGAAUUUGAAAUAUGAAAAUCAUUAAUGAACAGUACAGAAAAAUUUACUUCUCUCUAGGAUUGCUCAUGAUGAUUGUUUUAAGAGUUACAUCAGAGGCCAUAUUUAACCAACGUACAAACAAAUACAUGGAUAGUAAAAACAGAGAUUUCUCCUUAAAAGUACAGAAAAUAAUGGAAAACUCACAAAUCCGGCCAGUAAGAGAGGUUAAAAAACAAUAUGAAAACUCUGAUGUUUAUCACAACAAGGGUUCUUUAUUAACAUCUCCAGCUGUUGCUGUGUGGUUUUUUCUGGAAAUCGAUGGCUUUGAUUACCUAUUUGCUGGUACAAAAGAUGGUUACAUCUGGCUGUAUGACAAUUCCAGUCUCAUUCCAUUAUUGCAAUUUCCAAGAGAGGAACCACUAUAUGAUCUUAAGGGUUUUAACUAUGGGAAUAGUUUAUGGCUCAUUGGUUUUCAUCAAAGUGACCAGAAAAGUUAUGUUCAAUUAUACCAGUAUGAUUUUUCCAACUUAGAAGCAAGACAAAAAAUUUUAAUUCAUCAAAUUUCAUUAAUAGACAUAACUCAGUUUGAAAAUUCUUUGUUUCUCAUUAUUGCAUCUGAUGUUUCAACUCCUGUGUUACAAUUAUUUAAAUGGAAUGGAACUCAGUUUGAUUAUGUUAGGUCAUCGCCGUUACAAGGGAAGCCUAAAAGUUUAUCUACGUGGCUGACUGAGAAAUAUCUGAAUGUGGCUGUUAGCUACACUGUGAGAAGCUUAACAGAUAUUCCAAAAUUUACUUUAUCAACUAAUUCAAGAAAUGUUAUAACUGUUCAAAUAUUUGAGUUAAAUUGCAUAAUUAUGAAGUAUUAUAAAACUGAAGAAGAUCAUUAUGUAGUUUGUGGCUAUGAAAACAACUUUAUUCAGUAUUGGUGGAAUGGUAUGAAGUUUGUGGAGCACAGAAAUAUUUCUUCAGAUACUGGAAAUAUAGUUGAUAUAGCUGUUUUAGUUUACCCUAAUAAUACUUUAUACAUAACUGUUGCUAAAAAAAAUAUCUUAGAGUUCUAUAUGCAGACAAAGUCAGUUCCUCUGACACGACUAGACGUGAUUAAACUUCCAGCUUCAAAAACAAUCAAAAGUAUUCAACUUUGUCGAAAACAACAAGAAUUUUAUUUGCUGCCUGUUUUUCAAGAUUAUAUGAAACCUUUAAUUUACCCAAUUGAUUUUGACAUAUACAGCUUGAAAAUUGCAUCCUUAAUCAAUGCUCCAAUUUUAAAGAAAUGCAUUUCAAAUAUGGAGUUGAGAAUCCAGAUCAUGAAUGAAAAGCUUAAUGAAGUUCAAGAUAAUUUGACUUUUGCAUGGAUGAAAACAGAUUACAUUAGUUUGCUUACUGUUAAUGUUAAAGGAUCAAUAUUUUCAAAAGCAAAAGUUGAUAUAGAGGAAAUAUCUUUCUCAAAUAAAUCUGAUAUUCCUAAACUUUUACCGACUAUAGACUUCUAUAAGAACUUAACCGAUAAAGUGUCAGUAUUAAAAUCACUUUUGGAAAAAGUAGUUAUGAAGAGAAAGACACAAACAAUACAUGGUAUACAUUUCAAAAUAAAAUUUUUCUCACAUUUUCGAAUUUCUUCUGAUUUAAAUACAGUAUCAUGCUUAAAAAUGGUACAAUUUAAAUUUCUGCUGAUAAUUAUAAAUUUAAUAUACUGAAAUAGUAAGAAAUUG
Parasteatoda tepidariorum (common house spider) is the source of this 1953-nucleotide messenger RNA. RefSeq lists its product as uncharacterized. The record is from RefSeq and is a predicted model, not a curated record. NCBI's taxonomy places the organism in Eukaryota, Metazoa, Arthropoda, Arachnida, Araneae, Theridiidae. Gene Ontology annotation, molecular function: protein binding.